GAAGCGUGGGCGUUAGGUCAUAUCAUCUUCCGUAAUCAGCAAGAGGUCCACGACGGUCUACCAUCCAGGCCAGACGACGCACCGGCCAUCGCAGCGUUAGGUCCGCCAGGUAUAGGUGGUUUCCGGUGCGAGUUCGUUGUCGAAGAUAGUACGUUACCGCCCGACUGUCGAUACGUAGGUAGAGACCGGCGGCGGAUCCGAGAACAUCUCAGGGUCAAGCAUGGCUGGGACUUGGGACUCAAGGGUGGACGUCGCUCUACUACCACGGCGGAGGAGGAACGAAGUAUC
Colletotrichum phormii is the source of this 288-nucleotide messenger RNA. RefSeq lists its product as uncharacterized. The transcript has a single exon. The annotation marks the transcript as partial. Lineage: Eukaryota; Fungi; Ascomycota; Sordariomycetes; Glomerellales; Glomerellaceae. The record is from RefSeq and is a predicted model, not a curated record.